AUGGCUGCCGACAGGGCCGCCGUCGCCUCCGGGGCUGACCUCGGCGAUGGCCUGAGAAAGCGUCCCGUCGCCGCAUCGCAAGCGUCCCUGACCCCCCAGGGUGGCCAGGCCGACGAUAAGAAGAAGCUCGCCAAAAAGGACAAGAGCUUCGCCGAAACCUUUGACGAGUGGGAGCCCAUCUUUGCCCCGCUCAUCUUCACGGCCCUCGCCUUCUUCACGCGAUUGUGGAAGAUUGGCCUCAGCGACAUUGUGACCUGGGACGAAGCGCAUUUUGGCAAGUUCGGAAGCUACUACAUCAAGCAUGAAUACUACUUCGACGUCCACCCCCCGCUGGGCAAGAUGCUCGUCGGCCUCUCGGGAGUCCUCGCCGGCUACAACGGUUCGUUCGAGUUCAAGUCUGGCGAGAAAUACCCCGAAUAUGUCGACUUCACCUCCAUGCGCGUCUUCAAUGCCCUGUUUGGCAUCGCCUGCAUCCCCCUGGCCUACUUCACGGCCAAGGAGCUUCGCCUGCGUAAGCCCGCCGUCUGGCUCGUCACGCUCAUGGUCCUCUGCGAGAACUCGUACACCACGAUCAGCCGAUUCAUCCUCCUCGAUUCCAUGCUGCUCUGUGGCACCGUGGCCACCGUCUUUUGCUGGGCCAAAUUCCACAACCAGCGACACAACAGCUUCGAGCCUGAGUGGUUCUUCUGGCUCUUCAUGACUGGCGUGAGCAUCGGAUGCGUCUGCAGCGUCAAGCUUGUUGGACUCUUCGUCACUGCCCUGGUCGGCCUGUACACGAUUGAGGACCUCUGGAACAAGUUUGGCGAUACCAAGAUGCCUGUCACUGAACUCGGCGCCCACUUCGUCACCCGAGUUGUCGGCCUCAUCGUCAUCCCCUUCCUCAUCUACAUGCUGUCCUUUGCCCUGCACUUUGCCAUCCUCGACCACACUGGCCCCGGUGACGCGCAGAUGAGCUCGCUCUUCCAGGCCAACCUCAAGGGCACGGAAGUCGGCAAGAACAGCCCCCUGGAGGUUGCCAUUGGGUCCCGCGCGACUCUCAAGAACAUGGGAUACGGCGGCGGCCUGCUUCACUCGCACGUGCAGACCUACCCCGAGGGCUCUCAGCAGCAGCAGGUUACUUGCUACCACCACAAGGAUGCCAACAACGACUGGUUCUUCUACCCCAACCGCCGCGAGGAAGACUACGACCCCGAGUCCAAGGACAUGAGGUUCCUUGCCGACAACUCCGUCAUCCGUCUCAUCCACGCGCAGACCGGACGCAACCUGCACUCGCACGACAUCUCCGCGCCCGUGUCCAAGGCCGACAAGGAGGUCUCGAGUUACGGCAACCUCACAGUUGGCGACGAGAAGGACCACUGGAAGAUCGAGGUCGUCCGGGACGUUGCCUCUCGUGACCGCAGCCGCAUCCGAACCCUGACGACCGCUUUCCGCCUGAAGCACGAGGUUCUGGGUUGCUACCUGAAGGCCACCAACAAGAACCUGCCGCAGUGGGGUUUCCGCCAGAUCGAGGUUACCUGCACCAAGGACAACAACCCUCGUGACGCCUACACCCACUGGAACGUCGAGGCUCACUGGAACGAGAAGUUGCCCGCUGGCGACCCUGGCGUGUACAAGUCGCCAUUCUUCCACGACUUUGUCCACCUGAACGUGGCCAUGAUGACCUCCAACAACGCGCUGGUUCCCGACCCCGACAAGCAGGACGAUCUCGCCUCGCAAUGGUGGCAGUGGCCGUUUUUGCAUGUUGGUCUCCGGAUGUGCGGCUGGGAUGACAACAUUGUCAAGUACUUCCUGCUCGGCAACCCCCUGGUUUACUGGGGCAGCACCGCCGCGUUGGGCGUCGUCGGUCUCGUCGUGGCGUGGUAUCUGGUGCGCUGGCAGCGCGGCUUCAACGACCUGAACUCCAAGGAGAUUGACCAGAUCCACUACGCGGGCAUCUACCCCGUUGCAGGAUGGUUCCUGCACUACCUGCCGUUCGUCAUCAUGGCCCGUGUCACCUACGUCCACCACUACUACCCGGCGCUUUACUUUGCCGUCCUGUCGUUUGGGUUCCUGGUGGAUUGGCUCGUGAGGAACCGCAACUCGACUGUCCAGGGUGCGGUGUACGGAGUCUUGUACACUGUCAUCAUCGGACUCUACAUCCUGUUCAUCCCCAUCUGUUGGGGCAUGGUCGGACCCAACAAGCAGUACAGCUACAUGAAGUGGUUCGACAACUGGAGAGUCACCGACUAA
This is a messenger RNA of Purpureocillium lilacinum, 2229 nucleotides long. RefSeq names its product protein O-mannosyltransferase 2. Gene Ontology annotation, cellular component: endoplasmic reticulum; membrane. Gene Ontology annotation, molecular function: dolichyl-phosphate-mannose-protein mannosyltransferase activity. The record is from RefSeq and is a predicted model, not a curated record. NCBI's taxonomy places the organism in Eukaryota, Fungi, Ascomycota, Sordariomycetes, Hypocreales, Ophiocordycipitaceae. Gene Ontology annotation, biological process: protein O-linked glycosylation via mannose.